ACACACACACACACACACACACACACACACACACACACACACACACACACACACACACACACUUAUUCAUUUUGACUAAUGCCUAGUGCUAACUCUAAGAACAUAAGGCUAUCUACUCCCGAUAGAAGACCAAUAUGUACACACACACUGACACCGGAAUAUUUAGCUAAUAUUAUAUGAACCAGCUACCACAGUCAUGGUCAUACAACCUGUAAUUAACUAAUGAGCCUUUCCCACCCAUAGGUCGAUUUAAUACCUAACGAACAGCCUGACCCUACCCCAACACAUUAUGCAUAUAAUAUAUACACUAGAACCAAGCUAUGGUACCUACUAUAGGUCAAGUUAUAGGAACCAAAAAAGCUGUUGUGAUUUCACCCACCCACACACACAGACAACUAGAACUCUGUGGUAAAAAAUAAUGGUACAUGUACAUAACCCUCAGUAGUAACACCUUGAGGGAGCCUUAAAUUAAAGCUCACAUGAUCCAAGCAUGCCAUGCAUAUAGAAACAAAUGGAUAAAAUGGAGUGUAACCAAAAAAAGUCAUCUGAAGCCAUCCAGUAAGUAAAGCAAUAUUUGGCCUUUAUGAUAUUAUUAUGCUGCACUUGUAUGAAUACAUAAAACUAUAUACAAUAUAUAGCACAUGUCAAAAUCCUUAAUUCUGUAUGCCCAAGAAACCAAUAGCAACUUAGCUCACAUGAAUUAUCGUAAUGACAACGUAUAGACCACCCCCACUAACAAGUUUACCCAUAACUACUGCUAGAAUAGGAAGUAAUGUAGUAAUGAAUGUUACAUGAUAAUUAUAAUAAUGCCAUUUGUUGGCAUUAUAGCAAAUCCGGACUCCAUAGGGAGUGGUUCCGCCUAUUCUGUAGUCGACCACGGGUCGGGAAAUUAAAGGAACCGAAACCCGUGGCCUGACGAGGAUCAGAUUAGGUUCUCCCCUGAUGACCGGUGCAUUCAAUUAACCGAGAGCAGAAGGCAUAAGCCUACUAACCUCGCACUACAAUAGAUACUAUAGCUCUUCCUGUGUUCACAUAAUAAUUAUGUACUAUUGGGUAGUUUAGGGUCAUUCGCAACACCCACGUGCAUUGUAUAAGCAGUCACCAUGUGACUUAACCUUAGCACAGCAAGCUAAGCUACCUAUUUUAUACCUACACAACACUUUAAACUGCUAUACCAGAACAAUAAUUAUAUAAAUAGACUAUAAGAUCGGAUUACGCGGGACCUGUUACAAGUAGAUGUUUUUCUCUUUUCUACUCUUAGGCUGAGUCAGUAAUUAUGUGUCGGAAAGCCCGAUCCCACCCCCUAUACUUCUGUAUAUACCAUUCUCAAACACACACACACACACACACACACACACACACACACACACACACACACACACACACACACACAUUAUUAUUGCAGAUUGGUUGUUUCCGAUGGAUACUUUCUUGGUUCACUCCGCUUUGCAAGGAGUAAAUGGUGCUCAAUGGAAACUGUUGGGAAUAAAUCUUUCGAUCCCCUGGAACAAAUUAGAUGCCAUUGAAAACGAAACAUCCUUCCCCAGUGACAUUGCUAAGAAAGAGGAAGUAAUUCGACUGUGGAUGUCUCAAGAACCCACCUGGAAAAUGUUGGCAGAGGCUCUCAGUCAACCUACAAUUGGAUUGUCCCAGAAAGCAAGUCAAAUCUCACAAGAGCAUAAUGUGUCUCUACAAGAAAAAAUUCUUGAAAGCAAUUCAUCCACCUGCCCCGGCGAGGACUUUCUCCAAUCGUUUGCUGCCAUCAUUGAUUCUCGAUGGCAGUGUCUUGCUUCUCCCCUCUCCCUCACUUCUGAAGACAUUGUGAGCAUCAAACAAGAACCAAGAAGAGCAGAGCCGACCAGACAAGCACUCGUCAUGCUGCAAAAGUGAGCAGCCAGGGAGACGGCAACUUAUGGUCUGUUGAGAGAGAGACUCCGUACACUCUCAGUGUUUCAUAUCUGAGAAAAAUUAGCAUCAUGUAUCACAGCACAAAUUUAUAUGUAUAUAUGUAGCUACAUUCAAUUGCACCUACUAGCUCUUUAAAGAACCGUGUUUGUGUCACUGAACUUUCAAAAGUCAUGCCUUGCCAC
This is a messenger RNA of Halichondria panicea, 2090 nucleotides long. RefSeq lists its product as uncharacterized. Gene Ontology annotation, biological process: signal transduction. The record is from RefSeq and is a predicted model, not a curated record. Lineage: Eukaryota; Metazoa; Porifera; Demospongiae; Suberitida; Halichondriidae. Bases 1420 to 1890 code for a protein of 156 amino acids. The transcript is spliced from 2 exons. Gene Ontology annotation, molecular function: protein binding.